This is a messenger RNA of Daphnia magna, 3679 nucleotides long. Its product is annotated as angiopoietin-4. The record is from RefSeq and is a predicted model, not a curated record. The transcript is spliced from 10 exons. NCBI's taxonomy places the organism in Eukaryota, Metazoa, Arthropoda, Branchiopoda, Diplostraca, Daphniidae. Bases 1127 to 3466 code for a protein of 779 amino acids.
UUUUAGACGUUAGCGAUUAAGCGCGUGUGUGGAUGAAUCCGUUUAAUCUUCCAUGUGUGUGCCGGAUGAUGAGAACGUUCAUCUCGUUUGUAUUUGUGUGUGUAAACCAUCAACACACAAACGUUGUUUAUUCCCCUUUUUCUUUUUCUUAUUUGUUUUGUUGUGGCUUUUCUGUAUUUCUUCUUGGCUUAACGCGAGAAGCAAAAUAAGAAGAAAUGAGGAGAAAAAAAUAAAUAAACAAAGAAAAAUAUAUAUGUCUUCUGAAAAGAGAGGGUGGGCGAAAGGCGGGAGACGAAGAGAGGGAGAAACAAGUUGGGAACAGUUCAAAGUUUGAAGUUCCAAACAACCCCGGAGUAGGAAAAGUCAGUCGAGAAAGAGAUCCUCGUUAGUGCUAGUGCUUCUUUCGUAACUCGUCAACGCGCGCUUUGACUUGCAAGUCACGCAGCAGUUUCACUUCUUCUCCCCCAUUUUUUUUUUUUUUUAUUUAUUUUUAUUUAUGUUUGAAACGUACAAAAAAUUCGUUCUAGAACCCAACGAUCAGUAUUCUUAUCCUGGACACCAGUGCAAGUUCUUAAACGACAGUUGUGAAUUGCUCUCUAGUGUGCGUGUGUGUGUGUGUGUAUCUGUGUGAGUGUGUGGUCUUUUGGUCCAGUUUCAGUCCAAAUCCUUCUCUAAAACGUUGAUUCGAUUGUGAGUCCAACAAAGUUGGCUGAAGGACGAAGAGGAGCACAAGGAAUUUCGGAUUGCUUAUCGUCUGUUAUCGUAACUGGAGCAGCAGCAGCAAAAAUACGGACAGCGUGAGAAAGUGAACGGAGUAGCAACGAGUCGUGCUCAGCUGUUAUAGGGGGGUUGGGGGGUGGGGGAAAGGGGAUACGAAGGAAAAUCUCUGUCAGCAACUCAAGGGGCUCACGUUGUCGUGAAUGUCUGGAACGGCAUCGACGAAAACAGCCAAAGAGGAAGAAUUAAAUCUUCACCAUCACGUGGGAAAUUUAAAUUCAAUUGACUUUCAAAAUAGUUUAGCGUUUUCACGCUCUUCCGAGGAGGAAACACAAGAAGUAGUUAACUAAAAAAAAAGCAAAAAAAAAAACAAAAAAGGCCCGAUAAGUAGGGCAGACGAUCCGUCGUCAUGCUGGGAAUGUUAGUGAUUGUUUUGGCCACUUUGUUGGUGCACCUGAGCCAGGCGGCCCUCCUGGACCCUAUGACGGUCAUGAGGGACGACAUCUCUCGGAUUAAAGUAAUGAUGGAAACAGUGGGUGAGCGAAUGGAACGCUUCAACGACCUGUACCUGAACAAGUUAGAGACGCGUUUGUUAAGCAGCGCCACUUCUCUUGCCCACAUUGACAGCAACGUCAAGAAUUUGCAAGAAAGGGCACACGUGUGGGACACGUUCCAGUUGCACGUUUCGGCAUGGAACGAGCAGAUAAAAUCAGUGGACAAGAAGCUAGACAUUCUGAGCAGGGGAGCUGAAAAAUGGGAGAUCCUGGACGAGAAAAUGGCUACUCUGAUGCCGUUGGAUGAUCGGUUGACCAAACUGAUGAUAAAACUAGAAGAAACGGAUGCCAGAGUGGCCGAAAUCCAGCGGAAGAUCAACACCCCUGGAGCGAACGGAGGUCUAUCGACUUCGUCAGUCGGUGAAGCGCCGCUGUUCUCUGAAUACACGAGCCGCGGGGUCCUCAGCGCUUUGAAAGACAUUGAAAUCAAAGUGAAUAAAAUCGCCACUUCAGAUCAUUCACCUGGAACCAAUCAAGAGCGAUCCGUCUUGAUCAGCGGCCGCAAAGAGGAACUGGAACUGCAGAAAAAAACGUUCGACGUGGUCAACGAUGUUGCGGGAAAAGUUGAUUUUAUCCUGGACAAAAUUUCCAUGAGUAAAAGGCAAAACGGCGGCAAGCAACAGAUGGCGCAAUCGACGGACGACAAUUCAGAAGACGUUUACGAUGACGGCGACUCGGAUUAUCCGUCUGGACCUGCUACUGGGGACAAUGGCGGAGCCGGACCGUCAUCCGGAAUUAACCAGGCCGAACGAUCUUUCGUCAAACAAUGGCGUCGGAUGCUGCAGCCCGUGAGACGGGCCAAUCAACGAUUCAAUUCUUUAGAUAAAGUUUUUGGCCAGCUGGACAAAAUAGCUAACGCCAGUUCGAUGGUGAUCCGGCGCGAUGCGGAAAUCAGGCAACUCAAAGACGACGUGGCAGCGCUCCUGGAAUGCUGUCGAGGCAAUGACGUCGGACUACGAGGAUUAACUAGAAGCGUCGAAGCCUUAGGCGAAGCAGUCAAAGCUGGCCAAACGGACGAGAAUCAGUGCGUGAGCGAAGCUGAUCUCCAGACUAGAUUAAAGCACACUCAAUCCGAGCUCAUCCGCCAGAUGGGUGACUCAUUCAAAGAGCAGAUGACUUCAGGCGUGGAACGCAUCCGUCAGACUUGCAUUGGCCAGCGGAAGAAAUCGUUGGCAAUUCACAACAACUCCAACGGUACGAAUGUUAUCGGCGACGAAGAGUCGACGACGGAAGGCGCCAUAGCGUCGCAAGGGCAAACCACGCCCGUCGGACCGGACACGGGUAAACGCGACACGAUGCGUAACAUAUCCAGCAGUGGUGCCAAAAUGAUUCCGCAGUCUCAGCCUUCCGUAUCAGCUCACAUCGGUCAAAGCGGAAAAAUCGGAGUUCGUGGUUGUCACGAUUUACGACUGGCCGGUGAGACGGAAACACGCGUUUAUUCGCUGGCGUCGGGCAAAGAAUUGAACGAAGGCGGUCGCGAUUACAACACGAGAUACUGCGAUAUGACAACAGAUGGCGGUGGAUGGACGGUGAUCCAGCGACGAGGAGAUUACGGUCUGCCCAGGGAGAAUUUCUCAGUCAAUUGGCGUGACUAUAAACUGGGAUUUGGACAGUUGGAUCGCGAGUUUUGGUUCGGCAACGACUUUAUCCACAGGUUAACAAACGAACACGACGUGGUACUUCGCGUGGAACUCUGGGACUUUGAGGACGGCCAUGUCUACGCCGAUUACGAAUCGUUCAGGGUGGACAGCGAAGAGGAUUUGUAUCGACUCUGGGUGGAGGGCUACCAAGGCAACGCCACCGACUCACUCGGCUCUCACAACGGCUACGCUUUCAGCACUUUCGAUCGGGACAAUGACGAGGCUCCCCCCUGCUGUCCUUGCGCUCCGGCUUAUGGCGGAGGUUGGUGGUUUUACAGUCUUUGGAACCAUCAUUUGGUUGGUGAUCAUCAAACGGGCAAUAGUUGCUUUGAAGCCAAUCUUAACGGAGAAUAUCAUUUGAAUCCAAUUGAAAACGAUUACUUCCGUGGAAUUAUCUGGGAAUUGUGGCGAGGCGAUUAUUCCCUUCGUGCGGUCGAAUUGAAGAUAAGACCACACGAUUUCCCGAGGAUGCUGCCUCAGGUAACCACUACCACGGCGGCCACACCCUUUCCGCCUUACCUAAGUGCCGACGACAUCAUUCCCGAAGAUCCUUAACAACACCAACACAAUAAGCUUUAGUCCCCCCCGCUCAUUUUUCUCCCCCUUUUUAAUAUACUCAUCGACAUUUUACCCCCCCCCCCCCUCUUUUAUAUACCGCAUAAUACCCCACCUUUUUCUUUAAACAGUUGCCCUCACAUUCUAGGUCUAUCUCUAUUUCAGCUAUCGAAAAGAUGAUAUUUUAUUAAUACACACACAUUUGAAAUACAA